UGAGAAAACAUCUAAAGCAUUUCUCUUCUACUGACUAGCGUUAUAUGCGCCGCCGUGCGCCACGCGCUCCAGUGCCUACAGCUGUGUCAUAAACUUCGAAGUCUGGCCAUUCGAUGGAGAGAAAGACUGCAAUGACCUGACAUAACCUCGUCCCUCGAUCCAGCCAAUCAGGUUUGCAUGGUAAAAGAGGAGGGCUAACAAUGCCAGGCUCUGCUCCGCUACCUCCCAUCCCACCACUGGCCAUUCUAAACUGCUCCUUCAACUGCACGCUCGGCAAUCUCUCCGCCAUUGCCCACGUCGACGAGUGCCAUGGCAACCAGCCGCUGUUUGUAGUCAUGGCCAUCGCUUACAGCGCCGUGGCCUUGCUGGGCGUGGCCGGCAACACGGCACUCGUGAUGGUCAUCGCACACCAGCGCGAGCUACACAACGUCACCAACGUGCUCAUCGCCAACCUUUCCGUGUCCGACCUGCUGGUGGCACUCAUGUGUUUGCCGUUCACCUUCAUCUACACAUUCAUGGACCACUGGGUGUUUGGAGCUGCAAUGUGCAAGCUCAACAGCCUGGCGCAGUGCUGCUCCGUCUCUGUCUCCGCCUUCUCGCUGGUACUGAUUGCUGUGGAGCGCCACCAGCUCAUCCUGCACCCUCGCGGCUGGCGCCCCUCCCUCCGUCAAGCCUGGCUGGGAGUAGCCCUCACCUGGGGGCUGGCACUGCUCACAGCCACGCCCUUCCUGCUAUUCUCCGUCGUUACAGAUGCGCCCCUGCGCCAGCUGCCCGCCCUCUUCCAGGAGCACUACCGGGGCAAGGUGGUGUGCGUGGAGGAAUGGCCGUCCCGUGAGUUCAAGCUCACCUACACCACUGGCAUGUUGCUGCUGCAGUACCUCGCACCGCUCGCCUUCAUCUUCAUCUGCUACCUAAAGAUAUACAUCCGUCUGAGGAAGCGUAAAAGUGCCCUGGAACGCCUGCGGGAGAGCAGGCAGCGCAGUGAUGAGACACGGCGCAUCAACGCCAUGCUCUUCUCCAUCGUGGUGGCCUUUGCCAUUUGCUGGCUGCCGCUGAACAUCUUCAACGCCGUUGUUGACUGGCACCACGAGGCGGCCAUGAGCUGCACGCAUGACCCGCUCUUCUCACUCUGCCACCUGACUGCUAUGUGCUCCGUGUGCGUCAACCCAGUGUGCUACGGCUUCCUGAACCGGAACUUCCAGCGGGACCUGCGCGCAUUUCGCCUCUGCAAGCGCUUGUCCACUGCCCGCGAGGAGGAGGGCGACACUGUCGCCAUGUCCACCGUUCACACUGACCUAUCCAAGGCACCCUUGAGGCUUGGCAGUCCAGAUAUGUAGGGCAGCCGGACCGCCCCCCGCCGCCCACAAAAGGGCACUAGGACCAAGAGUGUGGCCCACCAACUGGCUAGGCAGUGGUGCUCGUAUAACAGGUGCCUUGAACCUCUGGCAAAUGGCAUCUCCAUCCCAACUCAAUGACCUGCUUGGCGCUUAAGGGGCUGAAGUGUUUAUAAUGUGCCAGAAUUGUUUGACAAAGCCAUAUGUGCGUGACUGCAGCUAUAGCACAUUAUUCUUUGGGCUUUAAUGAUGAUGAGAAAGUACAAAAACAAGCUGUUUUGUGGUAGUUGCCAAUGCUUGAAACCUAAGUAUGAAAAAAAUAUAGGGGGGUCUCAUGUAAAGCAGUUAGACUCCCUAUGACUGAACUACUGCAUGUUUACAUAUUAUUUUUUUCUGAACUUCAUUAUUCAUUUGUAAGAAGAUAGAGGCAAGAUGAUUCCCAGAAGGUAUCAGACAUGGGGACAGGACAGGUUUAUUAGGAAAUCUGUAGAGCCUUACAAAAAUGCUUUGGACAGCCUUCUAGUCAUGGAGGGCCACUGAAAACGUAUGGAAAAGCCUCCCCUAGGAGGUUGUUGUGCCAGUGUUGGACUUUUUUCAAACAUCUUACAGUAACAUGUCAUCCUGAAUCUCCAUCAGUCCUUUGAAGAUGCUACUAAUGCAGGAGUGGAUUUAAACAUUCAGUAACAACCUUAGUAUUAACUAAUGUGGUUGUUUUGACUAAAACAGAUUUGGGUUUAAGACAAGACUUCCAGAGCCCUAAAACCAAAAAGUGAACAGACCUAAAGCCGGUAUAUAUGUACAGUGCAAAAGGAAAGAGAAUAAUUUAUAUAAUAUGUGUGUG
Electrophorus electricus (electric eel) is the source of this 2175-nucleotide messenger RNA. It is a transcript of the gene npy1r, whose product is annotated as neuropeptide Y receptor Y1. Gene Ontology annotation, cellular component: plasma membrane; neuron projection. The record is from RefSeq and is a predicted model, not a curated record. Gene Ontology annotation, biological process: G protein-coupled receptor signaling pathway. NCBI's taxonomy places the organism in Eukaryota, Metazoa, Chordata, Actinopteri, Gymnotiformes, Gymnotidae. Gene Ontology annotation, molecular function: neuropeptide binding; neuropeptide Y receptor activity.